This is a messenger RNA of Myotis lucifugus (little brown bat), 1285 nucleotides long. RefSeq names its product transmembrane protein 151B (gene TMEM151B). Lineage: Eukaryota; Metazoa; Chordata; Mammalia; Chiroptera; Vespertilionidae. The record is from RefSeq and is a predicted model, not a curated record.
AUGAGAUCAGAUAUCCAGGCUUUGCCUCAAGCUAACUUCCUACUCCCAGAUAUCCCCACGGACUUUGAAUGGGGAAGAUCCAGAUUCGAGCUCUGUGACUAUUACCUUGAGGCCCGCCGCAGAUGCCCCCGGCCCCCAGCAGUCCCCCAGGGAAGCCCUGAGCUUCGACGCGCCCCCUUCUACGCCAUUGUCCCCCCUUGCUCCGCCGCGGGAGAAGAAGCGCCGCGGCGCGGCGGCGGCGGCCCCGGGGUCCCGGAGGAGCUCACGGCGGCGGCGGCGGACGAGGGCCCGGCCCGAGAGGAGCAGCGUCCCAUCCAGCCCUCUUUCACCAAGUCCCUCUGCCGGGAGUCCCACUGGAAGUGCCUGCUGCUCUCCCUGCUCAUGUACGGCUGCCUGGGGGCCGUGGCCUGGUGCCACGUCACCACGGUGACCCGCCUCACCUUCAGCAGCGCCUAUCAGGGCAACAGCCUCAUGUACCAUGACAGCCCCUGCUCCAACGGCUAUGUCUACAUCCCCCUGGCCUUCCUGCUCAUGCUGUAUGCUGUCUAUCUGGUGGAGUGCUGGCACUGCCAAGCCCGCCAUGAGCUGCAGCACCGUGUUGAUGUAACCAGUGUCCGGGAGCGUGUGGGCCGCAUGCAGCAGGCCACACCCUGCAUCUGGUGGAAGGCCAUCAGCUACCACUAUGUCCGCCGCACCCGCCAAGUCACUCGAUACCGCAACGGAGACGCCUACACCACCACCCAGGUCUAUCACGAGCGCGUCAACACGCACGUGGCGGAGGCCGAGUUCGACUACGCGCGCUGCGGGGUCCGCGACGUCUCCAAGGCGCUGGUGGGGCUGGAGGGCGCGCCGGCCACGCGGCUGCGCUUCACCAAGUGCUUCAGCUUCCGCGCCGUCAGCAGCUCGUCCAUCUUCUCGCGCAGCGCCCUGAGCAUCUGCGCCAGCCCGCGGGCCGGCCCGGGGCCCGGCGGAGGCCCGGGCUGCGGGGGCAGCCGCUUCUCGCUCGGGCGCCUCUACGGCUCGCGGCGCAGCUGCCUGUGGCGCAGCCGGAGCGGGAGCGUCAACGAGGCGAGCUGCCCCACCGAGCAGACGCGGCUGUCCAGCCAGGCCAGCAUGGGGGACGACGAGGACGACGAGGAGGAGGCCGGGCCGCCGCCGCCCUACCACGACGCCCUCUACUUUCCGGUUCUCAUCGUGCACCGGCAGGAGGGGUGCCUGGGCCACAGCCACCGGCCGCUGCACCGCCACGGCUCCUGCGUGGAGACCUCACUGUGACCAAUGGCUC